AUGGAGAAACCCAAUGGCCCUGCCACCCAAACAUCUUCCACCACCAGCUCUGCGUCUGCAUCGGACACGCAAAACGCCAGCUCAGCCGGCAUCCCAAUUCCCGGCUCUGAAUUUCGGCUGGUCAGGCGAAGAACCUGGUCAUCUCACCUCCCUCCUCGGUCCAGCUCUCGGUUCACCAGUCAUAUCAGUAUCUCGCCUAUCGACCCUCACUGCCGAUUCAUGGACCUUCCGUUAUCGUCUUCGGUGGAAUCCUAUUAUUCUUGUGCGGAUCUUCCUGCGGAUAAGCCCUGUCGUCGCAUUCUAGCAAGCCAGGCUACACUGACUGCGAGGUAUUGGGAUCUACAACCUGAUGGCGAGGACAUGGAUCCUCAACAAAAGUAUCCCAGAGUGUUCCACAAUAAAGCAUGCUUGUGCUUCCCGCGAGGGUCCGUCGACGUUUCUCUUCGCGAAGCCCCUGUCCUUGACACCGGCGUCUGGAGACGGGGAUUGGAUCCGGAUGCAGUUCGAGUGAUAUGA
Aspergillus uvarum CBS 121591 is the source of this 516-nucleotide messenger RNA. RefSeq lists its product as uncharacterized. The transcript is spliced from 2 exons. Gene Ontology annotation, molecular function: RNA binding; RNA nuclease activity. The record is from RefSeq and is a predicted model, not a curated record. Bases 1 to 516 code for a protein of 171 amino acids. NCBI's taxonomy places the organism in Eukaryota, Fungi, Ascomycota, Eurotiomycetes, Eurotiales, Aspergillaceae.